AUGCGUGAAAUAAGAAAGCAAAUCUACGAAAACUUCAACCAAACUAUAAAACAAAUCGAACCAAUCGAAUUUUUAAAUUCAACUGCCAAAGAGCAAACCGAUAAGAAUAUUGAGGAAUUUAAAAAAAAACUAAGUGAUCAUGCUACUGAAAUCAAGCAAUUGACCGGUUUUAAAGAAGAAUUAGAAAAAAUAAAAAUGUUGCUAAGCAUGGAAACUAAGCAAAAAGAGGAACUGAUAGCAAAAAACAGAGAAUUGGAGACCUCAUAUACUUCUGAAACCAAAGAGUUGAAUAAUAAAAUAGACUCUUUGAAUCAAUAUUUGGAAAAUACUUGUACUGAACUAAAGACUAGAAAUGAAGCCAAAACUAAAUUGGAAGAAGAAAUAGAACGGUUGAAUGAGAGACUAACCUUUGGUUUAGAUGAUAAAGAGGAGUUAAAUUCUUCUCGAAGGAAAUUAGUAGAAAAAAAUAAAGAACUAGAAACUAGCAAUCAAGAAUUAAAAUUAAUAAUUCAAGAAAGGGAAAAAGAACUUUUAUUAGUUAAACAAGAAACCGAAAAAAUUAAAGAAAAUUUAAAAAAUAUUCAAAAUAUAGAUACCAAACUAAAAUUGGCGGAAGAGGAAGCGACUUAUUGA
Molecule: messenger RNA, 633 nt
Organism: Funneliformis geosporum
Lineage: Eukaryota; Fungi; Glomeromycota; Glomeromycetes; Glomerales; Glomeraceae
Source: the annotation of a GenBank genome assembly